Messenger RNA from Corapipo altera (White-ruffed manakin), 1518 nucleotides. It is a transcript of the gene P2RY1, whose product is annotated as purinergic receptor P2Y1. The record is from RefSeq and is a predicted model, not a curated record. The transcript has 3 exons. Gene Ontology annotation, cellular component: plasma membrane. Gene Ontology annotation, biological process: relaxation of muscle; platelet activation; phospholipase C-activating G protein-coupled receptor signaling pathway. Lineage: Eukaryota; Metazoa; Chordata; Aves; Passeriformes; Pipridae. Gene Ontology annotation, molecular function: A1 adenosine receptor binding; G protein-coupled ADP receptor activity; G protein-coupled ATP receptor activity. The coding region runs from base 77 to 1168 and encodes 363 amino acids.
AGCCGCCGCGGGAGGCAGAUGCCUGUAGAGACUUCGUUGGUUCGCCUCAGACCUAUGUGACUCUGGGGGAAGGAUCAUGACUGAAGUCCUUCUCUCUGCUGCUCUGAAUGGAACUGAACCCAACCUGUUAUCCAGCAGCGGCUGGUCUGUGGGAAACGUCACCACCAAGUGUUCUCUGACCAAAACUGGCUUCCAGUUCUAUUACCUGCCCACCGUCUACAUUCUGGUCUUCAUCACUGGGUUUUUGGGCAACAGUGUGGCCAUCUGGAUGUUUGUCUUCCACAUGAGGCCUUGGAGCGGCAUCUCGGUUUACAUGUUCAACCUGGCAUUAGCCGAUUUCUUGUAUGUCUUGACUCUGCCCGCCCUCAUCUUUUACUACUUCAACAAAACAGACUGGAUCUUCGGAGAUAUCAUGUGCAAGCUGCAGAGGUUCAUCUUUCACGUGAACCUGUAUGGCAGUAUUCUGUUCCUGACCUGCAUCAGCGUGCACAGGUACACGGGAGUGGUGCACCCCCUGAAGUCCCUGGGGAGGCUGAAGAAGAAGAACGCCGUGUACAUCAGCAGCCUGGUCUGGGUCCUUGUGGUGGCCGCCAUUUCUCCGAUACUCUUCUACUCGGGAACGGGGAUAAGGAAAAAUAAAACCAUAACGUGCUAUGACACAACGGCCGACGAUUACCUGCGAAGUUACUUCAUUUACAGCAUGUGCACCACAGUGCUGAUGUUCUGCAUCCCCUUCAUAGUGAUUCUUGGUUGCUAUGGGCUCAUCGUGAAAGCUUUGAUUUACAAAGAUUUGGACAAUUCUCCUCUCAGGAGAAAGUCUAUUUACCUGGUUAUUAUCGUGUUGACGGUCUUUGCCGUGUCCUACCUUCCCUUCCACGUGAUGAAGACCUUAAAUCUAAGGGCCAGGGUGGAUUUUCAGACUCCAGACAUGUGUGCCUUCAACGAUAAGGUUUAUGCCACUUACCAAGUGACGAGGGGCCUGGCCAGCCUCAACAGCUGCGUCGACCCCAUCCUUUACUUCCUGGCAGGUGACACCUUCCGAAGGCGGCUUUCCAGGGCCACCAGGAAAUCGUCCAGAAGGAGCGAACACAACGUGCAGUCCAAAAGCGAGGAAAUGACUCUCAAUAUUUUAGCAGAGUAUAAACAGAAUGGAGAUACCAGUUUGUGAACAAAUGUGGAAGAUUUGGGAGCAGUUUGAAAAAAUCCUCCGCUUUGAGGCAGUAGGAGACUGUAGGGCUACAAGUGUGUGAGGAAAAUCUACCAGUCUCAAAUUCCUUUUAGGUAAAGCCUCAUUUUCUGAUCUUAGAAAAAGCUUAACAAAGUCAGUGGAAGGAUUCUAAUGGAAAAUAAUGUGUCAAAAUUCAGCUUUCCUUCAAUAGUCUCAUUUCUUUCUGACUUGUGUCAGAUAAAGUAAAAUGAAGUAAAUCCCCUAAAGGAGGAAAGCAAUCCAAGUGCUUCUAGUUUAAUGACUUAGUCUCCCACGUUCAAAAAUGUUCUCAGUCAGCCUGUCUUUAAAAA